Molecule: messenger RNA, 1035 nt
Organism: Haliotis rufescens (red abalone)
Lineage: Eukaryota; Metazoa; Mollusca; Gastropoda; Lepetellida; Haliotidae
Product: endochitinase A-like
Exons: 1
Coding region: 1-1035 (344 amino acids)
Source: RefSeq, a predicted model, not a curated record
AUGAAUUCGCGAAAGAAAUAUAGUUCAUGUGAAUACAUCCAGACAUUACUCCUAUUAGCCUAUGGUAUAGCCAGUGCAAGUGCUCCUGUAGCCUAUGGUAUAGCCAGUGCAAGUGCUCCUGUAGCCUAUGGUAUAGCCAGUGCAAGUGCUCCUGUAGCCUAUGGUAUAGCCAGUACAAGUGCUCCUGUAGCCUAUGGUAUAGCCAGUGCAAGUGCUCCUGUAGCCUAUUGUAUAGCCAGUGCAAGUACUCCUGUAGCCUAUGGUAUAGCCAGUGCAAGUGCUCCUGUAGCCUAUGGUAUAGCCAGUGCAAGUAAUCCUGUAGCCUAUGGUAUAGCCAGUACAAGUACUCCUGUAGCCUAUGGUAUAGCCAGUACAAGUACUCCUGUAGCCUAUGGUAUAGCCAGUGCAAGUGCUCCUGUAGCCUAUGGUAUAGCCAGUACAAAUACUCCUGUAGCCUAUGGUAUAGCCAGUGCAAGUACUCCUGUAGCCUAUGGUAUAGCCAGUGCAAGUACUCCUGUAGCCUAUGGUAUAGCCAGUGCAAGUACUCCUGUAGCCUAUGGUAUAGCCAGUACAAGUACUCCUGUAGCCUAUGGUAUAGCCAGUACAAGUGCUCCUGUAGCCUAUGGUAUAGCCAGUACAAGUACUCCUGUAGCCUAUGGUAUAGCCAGUACAAGUGCUCCUGUAGCCUAUGGUAUAGCCAGUGCAAGUACUCCUGUAGCCUAUGGUAUAGCCAGUGCAAGUGCUCCUGUAGCCUAUGGUAUAGCCAGUACAAGUACUCCUGUAGCCUAUGGUAUAGCCAGUACAAGUGCCCCUGUAGCCUAUGGUAUAGCCAGUACAAGUGCUCCUGUAGCCUAUGGUAUAGCCAGUGCAAGUGUUCCUGUAGCCUAUGGUAUAGCCAGUACAAGUACUCCUGUAGCCUAUGGUAUAGCCAGUGCAAGUGCUCCUGUAGCCUAUGGUAUAGCCAGUGCAAGUGCUCCUGUAGCCUAUGGUAUAGCCAGUGCAAGUACUCGUGUAGCCGGUUCUGUAUUUGUAUGA